Achroia grisella is the source of this 1307-nucleotide messenger RNA. RefSeq names its product neural/ectodermal development factor IMP-L2-like (gene IBP2). Gene Ontology annotation, cellular component: plasma membrane; axon. The transcript is spliced from 7 exons. The coding region runs from base 140 to 901 and encodes 253 amino acids. Lineage: Eukaryota; Metazoa; Arthropoda; Insecta; Lepidoptera; Pyralidae. The record is from RefSeq and is a predicted model, not a curated record. Gene Ontology annotation, molecular function: cell-cell adhesion mediator activity. Gene Ontology annotation, biological process: homophilic cell-cell adhesion; axon guidance; dendrite self-avoidance.
CGCCGGUUAACACACAAUAACGCAGUCUUAUUUAGCGUACAGUGUUGUGGUUUACUUUCGUGUGUUCUCCAAAACUUUAUCAAACUAAAAAGGUCGUGAUUUGUAUACAACUAGAGCCAUCUAUUGUCGAAUAGUGACAAUGAUCAACUUAGUUUCGCUACUCACCGCUGCCCUAGUGUCGCUACAGUGCUGUUACGUUGGCGCUGCAAUUAUCGACAGCAAAAAUAAUUUGAAUAAUAAUUUACAACCAAAUGUGGCACCAACUCCAAGACGCCGUCUAGGAUCUUUUGUUAAAAUAUUGUCAGCGCCGCCGGAGAGUGUCAGUUUGAUUCCCGGCAGUCCGUUGGAGCUUAGCUGCGUAGUGGCUGGUCAUCCUGCGCCCACCAUCCAGUGGCUGAAGAAUGGAGAGCCAUUACCUGAUUAUGAAGAAUCAGCAAAUGAAAUACUCAACAUUCACCCAUCGAGUAUCGUGCAGCUCGUAACCAAGCUGGUGGUAACGACGGCAGGCAACGGUGAUGAGUACACGUGCAUCGCCAGCUCUGGUAUCAAGCAGAAGAUCGCCACCACCAUAGUUUAUACGACAGAAGGUCAAGCUCCCCUCCGAGCAUUAUUCCGACCAUCGACUCCCGUAAUAGUGUAUUAUUACGACACCAUCUUCCAAAAUCAAGGCACCACUGUGGUGUUGCCAUGUAGGGUCUCCAGUUACAGCCAGGCACAAGUGUAUUGGAUGGACAACGCUGACAAACUCAUAUAUGGCAACUCUAGAAUGCAAGUGUUACCAUCAGGCGAUCUCCUGAUAAGUGUACUGGAGUGGAGAGACAUGGGUAAUUUCACAUGUACAGCCAAGAAUUUGUAUGGAAAAGUGGCCGCCUCCACGUUUGUGUAUCCAGUCAAGGCUUGAAAAGUUGCUGCACACAUUUCGACCAAACAAGUUACCCGCCGAUAGCAGAAUUGAUGUUCCUAUUUAAGUAUAUAUUUAACUUAACAUCUACUUAACUUAUUGCUAGAUUUUAAGUUAUAAAACUUAUACGACGUAAGUGAAACCUGUACACAUGUGAUAUAAUGUGUUAAGUACUUAAGUUGCGUAUAACACAUACAUAUUUUUAGUGUACGUUUGUUUGUAAACAUAUAUUUAACUAUAUUUGUAUUCAAUGAUGACAAAAAAUGUUUAUAGUUUAUUUUAUUACUAGCUAUUCGCCCCGGCUUCGCAUGGAUGUACAUGUAUUAUAUAAACCUUCCUCUUGAAUCAAUCUAUCUAUUAAAAAAGCCGCUUCAAAAUCCGUUGCGUAGUUUUAAAGAUUUAAACA